UCGUCGGUUUUCGCUUUCGUUGACGCGAAGAAACGUUCCACUUAGUAGUUUCGUGCGCUACGUCGUAGAAAGACGUCGUUUAAGCGUCGCGAUCACAAACAUUCGAAUAUUGAUACUUGCCCGAGUAAGUUUUCUUCGUUAAGUGUUUGCCAUGGAUGCGCUCAAGAUUAUAGAAAUUUUGAUAAAUCUGUUGCGGCUUGCAUUGGAAAUUCUUUUCGACAUUUGCCAGAGCGUUUACUAUAAUUGUGUCGGAUCACGGGAAAAGAAUGUAACUGGAGAGAUUGUUUUGAUAACAGGUGCAGGUCACGGUAUAGGAAAAGAGUUGGCGAUUCAAUAUGCGUGUUUGGAUGCGAAAGUGGUGUGCUUAGAUGUGAAUAAACAGACAAACGAGGAAACGGCAAAGGAAAUUAAAAUAAUGGGAAAAAAUGCGUACACGUAUCAAUGUGAUGUAACAAAAAGAGAAGACGUUUUUGCAGUGGCCAAAAAAGUGAAAGAAGAAAUCGGCAAUGUCACAAUUUUAGUUAACAAUGCCGGUAUAAUGCCAUGCCGUACCUUGUUCGAUUACACGCCAGAUGAAAUCACACGAAUGUUCAACGUUAACGUACUAGCACACUUUUGGACAUUACAAGCAUUUUUACCGAGUAUGAUAGAAAGAAAUUAUGGUCACGUCGUUGCGCUUUCAUCGAUAUCGGGCAUUGUGGGACUUCCCAACUUAAUUCCUUAUUCCGCUACAAAACAUGCAGUACAAGGUUUAAUGGACGCACUUGAAAACGAAUUACGAUUAAAUAGCAAGAAAAAAUCUUUAAUCAACUUCACCACUCUCUAUCCUUACAUGGUAGAUACGGGACUUUGUAAAAAGCCAAAAAUAAAUAAGAUGUUAGAGACGUUUUUACUCCCAAGCUCAACGAAAGAUGCUGCUGCACAAAUAAUUAGAGCGCAACGACAAAAUAUAAGAAGAAGAUCUAUACCAUCAUUUUGGUUACAUCUCGUUACAUGUUCUAGGAUUUUACCCGAAAAUGCACAAAUUAGUAUAACGGAUUUCAUUGACUCUGGCGUCGAACCGUGCUAAUUAGAUGUAUAAGAAUCUUGUUACCUACAUGUAACCUAAAUUUCGAAAAUUUAUAAAACAAACUUGGUAAAAUCUGGAGUACUUGCCCUUAUGUUAUAAGGUUUUUGAGCAUUAUUAAUUAACGUUAUGUUAAUAUAUUUUUUACAGCAUACGUAAAUAAAAAUAAGUAUCAAAAAU
Vollenhovia emeryi is the source of this 1246-nucleotide messenger RNA. RefSeq names its product short-chain dehydrogenase/reductase family 16C member 6-like. The transcript is spliced from 8 exons. Gene Ontology annotation, cellular component: lipid droplet. The record is from RefSeq and is a predicted model, not a curated record. Lineage: Eukaryota; Metazoa; Arthropoda; Insecta; Hymenoptera; Formicidae. Bases 152 to 1069 code for a protein of 305 amino acids. Gene Ontology annotation, molecular function: oxidoreductase activity, acting on the CH-OH group of donors, NAD or NADP as acceptor.